This is a messenger RNA of Schistosoma spindalis, 1202 nucleotides long. The record is from the annotation of a GenBank genome assembly. Lineage: Eukaryota; Metazoa; Platyhelminthes; Trematoda; Strigeidida; Schistosomatidae.
GUGGGGACAGAUUUGACCUGGGUUCAUCCUUUUUUAUCUUGUGUCUAUUCGAAACCUCAUGAUAUCAGAUUCUGGUCCCGAUUAUCAGAUUGUCUUAACCUCACUUGACGAUGGCUAACUUAGAUGUUAGUGAGCUUGGUAUAUCGAAGAAUUUACUCCAAAUGAAUUUUAUGCGACGAACUCUCGUAGCCAAGGAGAAAGCUACUAAUCAAAGUGUCCCAGACAUCCUUCCUAAUUCACAAGAGUAUGGAUUUAAACUCCCUUCUUCUAUAGAAAAGCGUAUCAACAAAAGAGCUACCAUCCUUAAGUCGAAAUAUCGUUAUCAGUUUGUUAAAAGUAUUUUUAAGCUCUACAAUGUAUCACCUGGGUUUCGAGAAAGUUUUGGUGGCUUUAAUCCUCCUACUAACGCUGACGCCAUUCCUCAAUCUCUGGUUAAUAACUUACCCGAUUCUCGUUUGCCCAAUCGAGACAACUCUGUAUGUGAAUAUUCUCAAUCAUUUGAAGGCCGGGCAUCGAAAACAAGUAUCCGAUUCAAAAGAUUUGAAGAACACAAACCAUCGAAGUUCAAAAACCCAAAACAUCGAAGAGAAAAAAAGAAAAAGCUGUAAUUGAAAAUUAUUUGCCUUAUGACGACUACAUCUGCAUGGUUGACCAAUUAGAUGUCCUUCACAUGUUAUGCAAUAAUACUGCAAGCUUAUUAACAUUUGAAAAAAUAACAUAGAAUUAGUGUUAUCACUGUAUGCCAAUUUUCACCACAAUCGUCCGUACUUUUAACUUGAUGUAUUGACUGAGUCUACGUUUUGUGUUUAGUGACAUUUCUACUUCUCAUAUUUUAAUGUGGUUGUGAUCUCUGCAUUUUGAAGCUAUUUAAUUUGGUUGAGUUAUUUACUUUAAAACUACUAGCACAAAAUUUACUUUUGUUAACUUCUAACAAUACUGAAACUUGAUGCAAUUGUGAUCUGCAUGCCAACUUACUACUUCAAGUAACAUUAAUAUUGCUCAGUUAUUUAAAAAAAGUGAUUUUAUUUGACUAAAACUCUUACAGUGUUAACAACGCUUUUUAUAUUUUCGUUUUGUGAAUUUCUGUUCCAUUAUUCUAUAAUACUGCUACCUUAUUUUUAAACGUGAUCAUGCUUUCACUGCAACUAGAUGGUUAAAUUAAAAUCUUGUCACGAAUUCUGUCGUUUAUCUGAGAAAUAAAG